AGCAGCUGCAGAAGCAGCAGCAGGACGAGCAGCGGCUGCGGCGGCACCUUGGCUCCUGAGCAUCGCAGGCGGUCCAUGCGCGCAGAGGAGGUGUGCAGAUGGGAGUGACGUCCACAUGCAGAUAUGCAAGAGCUCGGGGGACUGGCACCACCUCACCCAUGGUCAGCUGGGGUCGCUUCCUCUGCCUGGUCGUGGUCACCAUGGCAACCCUGGCCCUGGCCCGGCCCUCCUUCAAUUUAGUGGAGGACACCACGUUAGAGCCGGAAGAGCCGCCAACCAAAUACCAAAUCUCCCAACCUGAAGUUUACGUGGCCGCGCCCGGGGAGUCGCUAGAAUUGCGCUGUCCGUUGAGAGAUGCCACCAUGAUCAGUUGGACUAAGGAUGGGGUACACUUGGGGCCCAACAAUAGGACAGUGCUUAUUGGGGAGUACUUGCAGAUAAAAGGUGCCACGCCUAGAGACUCCGGCCUCUAUGCUUGCACGGCGGCUAGGCCGGUAGACAGCGAGGCUGUCUACUUCAUGGUCAAUGUCACAGAUGCCAUCUCAUCCGGAGAUGAUGAGGACGACACGGAAGGCUCCGAGGAUUUUGUCAGUGAGAACAAUAACAAGAGAGCGCCAUACUGGACUAACACAGAAAAGAUGGAAAAGCGACUGCACGCGGUCCCUGCAGCCAACACAGUCAAGUUUCGCUGUCCAGCUGGGGGGAAUCCAACACCAACAAUGAGGUGGCUGAAAAACGGAAAGGAGUUUAAGCAGGAACAUCGCAUUGGAGGCUAUAAGGUACGGAACCAGCACUGGAGUCUUAUUAUGGAGAGCGUGGUCCCAUCUGACAAAGGCAAUUAUACCUGUGUGGUGGAGAACGAGUAUGGCUCUAUCAAUCACACGUACCACCUUGAUGUUGUUGAGCGAUCACCACACCGGCCCAUCCUCCAGGCUGGACUGCCUGCCAAUGCCUCCACCGUGGUCGGAGGCGACGUGGAGUUUGUCUGCAAAGUUUACAGCGAUGCCCAGCCCCACAUUCAGUGGAUCAAACACGUGGAAAAGAACGGCAGCAAAUACGGACCCGACGGGCUACCCUACCUCAAGGUUCUGAAGCACUCGGGGAUAAAUAGUUCCAAUGCAGAAGUGCUUGCUCUGUUCAAUGUGACGGAGGCGGAUGCUGGGGAGUAUAUAUGUAAGGUCUCCAAUUAUAUAGGGCAGGCCAACCAGUCUGCCUGGCUCACUGUCCUGCCCAAACAGCAAGCUCCUGUAAGAGAAAAGGAGAUUACGGCUUCCCCAGACUACCUGGAGAUAGCCAUUUACUGCAUAGGGGUCUUCCUAAUUGCCUGUAUGGUGGUGACGGUCAUCCUGUGCCGAAUGAAGACCACGACCAAGAAGCCGGACUUCGGCAGCCAGCCCGCUGUGCACAAGCUGACCAAGCGCAUCCCCUUGCGGAGACAGGUAACAGUUUCUGCCGAGUCCAGCUCCUCCAUGAACUCCAACACCCCGCUGGUGAGGAUAACCACACGCCUCUCCUCAACGGCAGACACCCCCAUGCUGGCAGGGGUCUCCGAGUAUGAACUUCCAGAAGACCCAAAGUGGGAGUUUCCAAGAGAUAAGCUGACGCUGGGCAAACCUCUGGGGGAAGGUUGCUUUGGGCAAGUGGUCAUGGCUGAAGCAGUGGGGAUUGACAAAGAGAAGCCCAAGGAAGCAGUCACCGUGGCAGUGAAGAUGUUGAAAGAUGAUGCCACGGAGAAGGAUCUUUCUGAUCUUGUGUCAGAGAUGGAGAUGAUGAAGAUGAUUGGAAAACACAAAAAUAUCAUAAAUCUCCUUGGAGCCUGCACUCAGGAUGGGCCGCUCUAUGUCAUAGUUGAGUACGCCUCGAAGGGCAACCUCCGGGAAUACCUCCGAGCCCGCAGGCCCCCCGGGAUGGAGUACUCCUAUGACAUUAACCGCGUCCCCGAGGAGCAGAUGACCUUCAAGGACUUGGUGUCCUGCACCUACCAGCUGGCGAGAGGCAUGGAAUACCUGGCUUCCCAGAAAUGCAUUCAUCGAGAUUUAGCCGCCAGAAAUGUUUUGGUAACAGAAAACAAUGUGAUGAAAAUAGCAGACUUUGGACUGGCCAGAGAUAUCAACAAUAUAGACUAUUACAAAAAGACCACAAACGGACGACUUCCAGUCAAGUGGAUGGCUCCAGAAGCCCUUUUCGAUCGAGUGUACACCCACCAGAGUGACGUUUGGUCCUUCGGGGUGUUAAUGUGGGAGAUCUUCACUUUGGGAGGUUCACCCUACCCAGGGAUUCCAGUGGAGGAACUUUUUAAGCUGCUGAAGGAAGGACACAGGAUGGACAAGCCGGCAAACUGCACCAAUGAACUGUAUAUGAUGAUGAGGGAUUGUUGGCACGCCGUGCCCUCACAGAGGCCGACAUUCAAACAGUUGGUGGAAGACUUGGACCGAAUUCUCACUCUCACCACCAACGAGGAAUACUUGGACCUCAGUCAGCCUCUCGAACAGUAUUCACCUAGUUACCCUGACACAAGGAGUUCUUGUUCUUCAGGAGACGAUUCUGUUUUCUCUCCGGACCCCAUGCCUUACGAACCAUGCCUUCCUCAGUAUCCACAUGUAAACGGCAGUGUUAAAACAUGAACGGGCUUGUCCUUCUGUCCCCAGACAGGACGGCACCGAGAACCUAGCCACGCUGAGCAGGGAGGCCACGCCCCCGGGAGCUUGCUGUCUCCACUUGUAUAUAUGGAUCAGAGGAGUAAAUAAUUAGAAAAGUAAUCGGCACACGUGUAAAGAGUGUAUACAGUUGGAAACUUGUAACCUUCACCAGGAGAAGAAGAAUGUUUCUGGGGCAAUCGACUUGUCCAUGGGCCACCACGCGCCCAUGACCCACUGUGGGUACUGGCUGUGGACCAGUUGGACUCAAGGCAAACG
Messenger RNA from Lynx canadensis (Canada lynx), 2915 nucleotides. It is a transcript of the gene FGFR2, whose product is annotated as fibroblast growth factor receptor 2. The record is from RefSeq and is a predicted model, not a curated record. The transcript has 17 exons. The coding region runs from base 99 to 2624 and encodes 841 amino acids. Gene Ontology annotation, biological process: multicellular organism development; positive regulation of kinase activity; protein phosphorylation. Gene Ontology annotation, molecular function: fibroblast growth factor receptor activity; ATP binding; fibroblast growth factor binding. Gene Ontology annotation, cellular component: membrane; signaling receptor complex. NCBI's taxonomy places the organism in Eukaryota, Metazoa, Chordata, Mammalia, Carnivora, Felidae.